Mya arenaria is the source of this 4336-nucleotide messenger RNA. Its product is annotated as serine/threonine-protein phosphatase 6 regulatory ankyrin repeat subunit B-like. NCBI's taxonomy places the organism in Eukaryota, Metazoa, Mollusca, Bivalvia, Myida, Myidae. The transcript is spliced from 29 exons. Gene Ontology annotation, molecular function: protein binding. The record is from RefSeq and is a predicted model, not a curated record. Bases 115 to 3948 code for a protein of 1277 amino acids. Gene Ontology annotation, cellular component: nucleus; cytoplasm.
AGAUGGAAAAACGAGACUUAACAUAGGUGUUCGUGUAAAAAUUGAUAUUUCAAACAAUUAAGUGAUGUAAAAUAUAUUUUUUAAAUUAUUUUAAAAUCUGAGAUUGUGAAAUACAUGCUAAGAACAGUUAUGAGUGGGUCAAGGAGAAAGGACAAAUUGAAAAAGAUUGAUGAAAGGGAAGAAAUUUCGUUCAAGUAUAAUGGACCAUUUCCACUGCACGAUGCUGCGACCAACGGUGACCUUGAGGCGAUUUGCAUCCUCGCAGAGAGAAAACACGUUGAUUCUUAUAACGAGAAAGGGGAGACAGCGCUUCACAUUGCGACAGAAAAAGGUCACCUACUUUGCGUGAAGCUCUUGCUACAGAUGGAUGCGGAUCUGAAUAUUCCUGUCAAGGGUAGCGGACGCGUGGCGUGUCACAUAGCUUGUCUCCAUGGUUACACAGACAUUCUCGUGGUGCUGUUACGGAGUGGCGCAAGCGUCUUUGAGAUUGACAGGGCCGGUGCGUUCCCAAUGCAUCUAGCUGCAGAGGGCGGUGACGUCAAAACUGUCAAACUGCUGCUGGCGGUAGGAGCGCUUCACAUCUGCAAGGACUUGGACAAUCAGGACCCUUUACACUACGCGGCCCGGAGUGACCAGAGUGCCACCAUAGAGGCCCUGCAUGGGCGUGGCUCUAGUCUAGAGGUUCGGGACAAAAACGGGGCCACGCCCCUACACGUUGCUGCUACUCAUGGGACGCUAGGGGCCAUAAGGAAACUGGUGGAGCUUGGAGCUGAUUUGAACAGCAGGGAUAAGGAUGGUGAAACGCCUCUCCAUCAUGCUGUACGCGUUUCAAAUGUAAAGAGUAUUGAGGUCAUAUGCGAUCUUGGUGCUGACGUCAGAGCUAGAAAUCAGGCGUUUGAAUGUCCCCUUCAUUUAGCUGCCCGACUUGACCUUUGGCAGUCCGCCCAGCAACUAUUCAAGUCCGGAGCCGACAUUGCGAUAGAGUGGAAAAAAGGUCUUCAAAGCAUCCAUAUCGCUGCCAUAAAUAAUUCCUGCCAGCUCCUCUCGCUUCUCGCCUUAGCGAAAUGCGAUCUUAAUGUCAGGGACAAGCAUAAGAGCACAGCCAUUCACCAAGCUGUUCUACACAAUCGCCCGGAAGCCUUAGCCAAGCUUGUUAAACUUGGAGCAGAUGUUAACGCUCCCGGAAAGAGAGGUGACACUGCAGUUCAUAUGGCGGUCAGGGAGAACAAGAUGAAGACAGUGCAGCAACUUGUGAAUCUGAAGGCAGACGUUAACUUGGAAAAUAAGGAUUGUGUGUUUCCACUAUACUACUCGGCUGUCAACGACGACCUGGCAAUGUGCAAGUGUUUACUUAGAUGUGGGGCUGACAUAAACAAAGUCAACUCCGAGGGAGACGGGAUGGUGCAUAUUUUGGUAGAGGAAGAGAAAUAUGCAGGACUUGCUCUCUUGCAGCAGCUCAGAAUGAAUAUGGGUUUACGAAAUAAGAAAGGACAGACGGUGGUCCAUAUAUGUUCCAGCGAACACAACUUGGAAGGUCUUAAACAGCUGAAGCAUGUUGGUGCCGAUCUCAGCGCAAGAAAUAAGUACGGUUUUACGGCCCUCCAUGAAGCUGUUGUGGCCGGGGAUCUCGAAGGUAUAGAGAUUCUUCAUAAUGUUGGGGUCGACCUAGACUUUCCAACCAAAAAUUUUCCACGUGAGGACGACUCGCCUCCAGUGUGGCGGGGACAAUGGCCGCCGCGCGACCUUGACCUUUCUGAUUUUUGGAAAGUGAAGCUCGGAUUAAGACCUGUCCAUCUGGCCUUCCUACACGGACACACGGACAUUCUUACUCAUCUGGUCACGUGCGGCGCUGACGUCAAUGCAGCUGAUGAUGACGGUGAGAGUGUGUUCCACCUCGCAGUGUUUUACAACCUUCUUAACACGGUCACAUCGCUGGUCACAUUGGGAGCAGACCGCAACUGCAGGGAUAAGGGAGGCCGUACACCACUACACUACGCCGCACACACAGGGAAUCUAGACGCCAUACGUCUGUUGCUUAAAUAUGGCGCCAGUAUCACCGAGGAAGACAACGAUGGACGUCAGGCGCUCCAUUACGCUGCUGAGGGCGGCCACUACCUUCUUCUUCCGGAGUUCUCCGCUCGCAACCGGGCCGUCGACUUCAACUGUACAGACUCGCGAGGCAGCACACCACUUCACCAAGCCUGCCGCUCCGGGCACCUGGAAACGAUUGCUGAACUCAUCCAACUUGGUGCCGAUGUUCAGAAAAGGGAUAACACCGGGAACACCGUUGUCCAUUCUGCAGCUGGGUCUGGACAACUGGAAGUUAUAGCUAAACUGGCUUCCCUCGAAUGCAGCAUGGACGCGCAAAAUACGGAAGGUAAAACGGCCUUGCACGUGGCUGGGGAGACGGGCCAGGGUGGCGCCAUGGAGCUUUUUCUUCUCUGUGGGGCUGACCCCAACAUCCGGGACCUCAAUGACAAUUUGGCCAGUACCUAUCGGCUGACCCCUGACCAGAAGAGAGCCGUGUCCCGACUGGUCAAGCACCAUAACGAUGACCAGUCAAGCAGACACCUGUCGGGUGAGAUAAGCUUCGAUUGCCGCGUGGUACGACCAGGGAAGCCAAUAGAAUUUGACAAACUCGGCGUUACUGUGACCUUGGCCGCUGAUAGCGGCCUUGACCUCUACACAGGCAUUGCGAAGGAGACCGAGACCACCACGGAAAUACGUCCUCCACGGGAUAUUCUUCCUAUUGUUUUUCUACACCGAACCCCCGCGGAAUCGGGGCAGAUGGAGAUCCCUGCACAGGGACUUGAGGAAGUACUGAGCGACAUUUACGAGCUGAGAGUGUACUGCAUGGACUCCCCCUGUCGUCUCACCCUUGAGGUUCCCCUGGACGGAUAUCCGGGCAGAUUCGAGGGCUACUUCCGGUGCGCGGACGGAACACAGUUUCCGGAGGUCACAACCUCAGAAGAAAAUGGGAUCCCAUUGUUCGUUGGAUCGAUGCCUGUGAAACGUGGCUGUACAAGGAAGUUCGCGGUGAUUGUGCGCCCACGAGUCUACAGCCACACCGUGGGAGAGGCCGGUAGUACCCUCAUGGCUGAGGCGGACAGACGAAUUCGGUUAGAAGUGCCACAGCACGCCCUAAGCGGGCCAACAACGCUCAAUCUUCAAGUACUAAAGACGUCCGAAAUGGAGAGGUCACCCUACAAACUAUUUGCUGCUGACCUUAUUAACGUGACCUUGACCCGGAACCUCCAAGGUCAGGUGCGCGUCCAACUUCCGUUGCACGUGCAUACCGACAACCCUGAUGACGUCACAGUGUUCUGUAUUCCAAAAGAGGGCGAUAUCGAACAGGACCACCAAUGGUUGACAGUGCAAAGUCCUCUCCGGAUUGCAAACGGCUGUCUAAUGUUUAACGUCAGCCACUUCAGCAUGUUUGUUCCGGUGUUUUUGCCUCACGACUCAAUGUUAACAACCGACUCCGCGAGACGCGCGGCGCGGGACCGCAUCCGGGCUGCCUUAUUAAGAGAGACAUCCGUCCUGUUCUUUUACGCCGUGUGUCCCAAGAAGGAUGCCUUCCUUACCAUAUUCGAGUGCACGACGCCCGGUCGCUUCCGGAGACGCCAGGAAUUCUGGGAACGAGAAGGAUUUCAAUUUCAUCCUCAAGUGAAACAUUCAGGCCAUUUUCCAGCAAAGCCAAAUCAAGCGUUCUAUUUUGAAGUCAAGGGAAAUGUUCAACUUGUUGGCGACUCGGGUAGACUCAUGAAGUUGACUUUCAAUCCAAGGUCAUAUAAGUAUCAGUCGUUCUAUUUGGUGCGCGUGCAGAGGCGGCAGCCCAUGAUCGGAGAAAUUGUGGUGACGACUUCCGCCACCGAUGACGUCGACGGUGGCUUUGUCACCAGUAUUCCGAUAGAGAUUCCAGAGACUGGAUUCUGUGUCAUCGCCUAACGCAAAACUUUUAAAUUAAAUGCUUUAUUCAGCCCACCCUGUUUGAGUCAUUUAUAAGUAUGUGCCUAAGUUUUGCUAAGAAAAGGGUAUACAUGAAGGAUUUUAUUGCAUUUAUAUUACCGUCAAUUCUACACAUUGUGUAAUAGGAUUUUUAUGCCAAUUUUGUUUUUCGUUUACGAAGAUAUAAUUUGAAUCCAUACAAUUUAAUUUAGUGAAUGUAUCAAUUGAUCCGUGUGUUAAAAAUGGGAAUAAAUAUGCAUGUUUUAGCAAAAUGUUCAUAAAAUAUAACAUUUCAAUGGUUAAAACGUUCCAGAUGAAAAAUGAAAUAAUAUAGCGAUUUAUGAUUAAUGUACUUUAUCUUUGCUACUUUUCUUGUUGACAUUGGUGA